Molecule: messenger RNA, 1150 nt
Organism: Penaeus chinensis
Lineage: Eukaryota; Metazoa; Arthropoda; Malacostraca; Decapoda; Penaeidae
Product: beta-alanine transporter-like
Exons: 8
Coding region: 89-1150 (353 amino acids)
Biological process (GO): transmembrane transport
Cellular component (GO): membrane
Molecular function (GO): transmembrane transporter activity
Source: RefSeq, a predicted model, not a curated record
CCACAGCAUGGUAGAACACUCGUGUAGCAGCGUCAGAGCAUAAUAGUGCCACAGUCUCAUAGUGCCACAGUGUCAAAAACUAGUAACGAUGGUUAUUAAAGAUUUUGAUAGCGUAUUUGUUCAUAUUGGCGGGUUUGGGAAAUACCAGAUGGUAAGUGACCAUUUUUUUAUGAUGAUUAUUCUCUUCUUCUGCGUCAACUACCUCAUGUGCGCCAUCGCCUCCUUCGUGUACUUCGGCCAGUUCUUCAUGACCCUGACCCCGCCUCACUGGUGCGCGCCUCCGCCUGACCUCGCCCGGCUCAACCUGACCUCGGAGCAGGUCAAGAGACUCACCAUUCCGAGGGAUCCGCACUCGGGGAAGUACCUGGAGUGCGUCAGGUACCAGGUGGAUUUCAGCCAGGUGGUAGAAAACCAGACCAGCUGGCCCGUCCCCAGCUGGCCGACGAUCAGCUGUACCCACGGCUGGGUGUAUGAUUUCUCUCUUUUCUAUCCAGCCAUCACGUCUCAGUUCUUCGUGGGGUCCCUGGUGGGGUCGCCUGUGCUGGGCUGGGCGGCCGACGCGUGGGGGCGCCUGCCGGUCAUCGUGGCCACCAACGUCGUGGGCGGGCUGGGGGGCGUGGCCUCCGCCUUCUGCUCCUCCUUCGUCUCCUUCGUCGUCUUCAGGUUCAUCGUCGGGAUGACCUACGACACGCACUAUAUGGUCGCCUACAUCCUGAUCAUGGAAUACGUCUCGACACCCAUUGCAGACGCCCAAACCGCCAUCACGGUGCUAGCAAUGUUAGGGAGAUUGCUCAUCACGAUGCCAGGCAACGUGGGCUUGCAAUACAAAGUCGAAGUGUUGCCCACCGUUGCAAGGGCACAGGGCAUGGCUUUCAUCUACACUGUGGGCUUCGUCGCCGCUCUCCUGUCGCCGUAUGUUGUCUACUUGUCCAAGUUCGGCCACUUCCUCCCUUACACCAUCCUGGGCGUGGCGACCGUCGUGGGCGGCCUCGCGUGCGUCCUCCUGCCGGAGACGCUCGACCAGAAGCUGCCGGACACCCUCGAGGACGGAGAGGAUUUCUUCGCGGGUCAGGGAUGCUGCUACGACCCUUGCGCCAGAUACAAAACUCAAGUAUCAACUUCAGACGACCAGGUUGAGAUGUCUUUAUGA